UUUGGAAAAACUGCUUGCAGUAUAUUAAUGAAAUGCCACAUCUUUCACUCAGGUUCCUCUCUGGUUCUUCCUGACGGUCUGGUGCGGUUGUCUGGAGAGACACAGUGUGAGGGGGAGGUGGAAGUUUUCAUCCAUCAGGUCUGGAGGAGAGUUCUGCUGGACUCCUGGAGUCUCACUGAAUCCUCUGUGGUCUGCAGACAGCUGGGCUGUGGCUCUGUGCUGAACUUCUACGGCUCCUCUUCAUCCAGUCCUGAACACAGUCAUGAGUGUGUGACGGGCUUCCAGUGCUCUGGGAGUGAAGCUCAUCUGGGGAACUGCAGCUCUCCACAAACUCUCAACUGCAGCUCCACACAACAGCUGUCAAUCACCUGCCUUGGUCGCGGGUCCAUCAGGCUGGUGGGUUCUUGGGGAGACUGUGCAGGGAGGCUGGAGGUUUUUCACAGCGGCUCAUGGGGGACAGUGUGUGAUGACUCCUGGGAUAUUAAAGAUGCUCAUGUGGUGUGCAGACAGCUGCAGUGUGGAGUGGCCCUCAGUAACCAGCAGGUACCAGCCUGGUUUGGUCCUGGUUCUGGACCCAUAUGGCUGGAUGAGGUGGAGUGUGAGGGGAAUGAGACGUCCCUGUGGAGCUGCUCUUCUCCAGGCUGGGGAAAACAUGACUGUCAGUGUUACAGGCCCCGUGCAGAAGGCCAUGCUGGCAGAUUAGAAAGUCCCGGUAAAAACAGGAAAAAUUGA
This is a messenger RNA of Sinocyclocheilus anshuiensis, 732 nucleotides long. Its product is annotated as scavenger receptor cysteine-rich type 1 protein M130-like. Gene Ontology annotation, cellular component: membrane. The record is from RefSeq and is a predicted model, not a curated record. Lineage: Eukaryota; Metazoa; Chordata; Actinopteri; Cypriniformes; Cyprinidae. The transcript is spliced from 2 exons. The coding region runs from base 28 to 732 and encodes 234 amino acids.